Molecule: messenger RNA, 2187 nt
Organism: Spodoptera litura
Lineage: Eukaryota; Metazoa; Arthropoda; Insecta; Lepidoptera; Noctuidae
Source: RefSeq, a predicted model, not a curated record
ACUGUCAGUUACAAUUGACACUUGCUUGACACAGCCACACGUGUUGUUGGUUUGUGAAUUUGAGGGUUAGGUUUACUUCUACAAAAUGGGUAAAAUUAGGAAAUCUAAACCUCCUAGAGCGAAAAGGAGUUUGGCAGCGGAUAAUAGUGAUGAGGAAGAGCAACUGCCUGUUGACAACAAAGAAAAUGCCAUUCAAACUAUACUAGAUCAGUUACAGGGUGCUGAUAUUGAAGAAAAAUACUGUGGUCUACAAACUUUUGCUAUGCUAAUAGAGAACCCAGAAAACAUACCACAGAUUAUAAAUCGAGGAUUAGUUAAAGUCGCAGCUCCAUUGUUGCUUGAUCCAGCCAGUUCUGUGAGGAAUGCAGCAGCUGGUGCAUUACGAAAUUUGUCUACAGUUGCCAUGGAAACCUGUGAUGCUAUGAUGGAGCAAGACGUUAUGACUCCAGUGACAUGCUAUUUCCAUGAGCAUGCUGAAAGUUGGGUGCCUGAUCCAAAUUCUAAAACAAAAGAUGAAGAUAGCGAUACAUUUAUCCAGUGUGUCAAUUUACUGUUGAAUUUGUGCGAAAGUUCUGAUCUUGCAGUAAAAUACCUGGGCCAGUCUAGAAUAUUAGAUAUCCUCCCUCGUUACUUAGAUCUUGGCACCUUCUCCAGUGAAAUAGUGACAGCAGUUUUACAAUGUCUGUUUGUUGUUGUGGAAGACAAUCCGGCAGCAAUGAAUAAAAUAAAGUCUAAUGCUGAAAAGCAACUGGAAACUUUGUUGGGACUAGAGGGCACUGAUCCUUCAGUACUACUAGUAAAAACGCUAGCAGCAGGAGUGAUUAUCAACACAUGUGGCGGCAAUAUAACUACAUUGCCAGUUGAUGUAAUUCGGAGAAUAAUGACUAUUCUAGCUAAUACUCUGUCUGUAGACCACAGGCUCAUCUGUAGUCAGCUUUCUAGUAAUGUGCCUUUGAGUGACGGUUCUGGGAAAGUUGAAGCACCUAAAGGAAAAGCAGCACAACAGUUAGAUAGUCAGAUACAAUCUGUGACACAAAUGUUAACAGCCCAACAAAGUUCCAUAGAAAUUAUUGCCAAUAUUUGUUCAUGUGAAGGUAAGGACAUUCUAAUACAAUUUAUAUUUGCUUACAAUACAAGAUAUGGUGUAGGUUUAAUGCAUAUAAAUAUUUAUCCUGCAGAUGGUGAUGAUCAAGGCAAUGAUUCCUCUGAAAGUGAUGAAGCUGAUGAAGAACUUUGUGAGAAUGGUGAUGAAGGUGUUCUUGCAGAAGAUAAACUACCACCUGAAAUGAUGGAAGCUUUUAUUUCAUUGGAAGUAUUUGAUAAAGUUUGGGCUAGAACACAAUUGCCCGCACAGAAUGUUAUGUUAAUAUUGAAGGAGUAUGAUGGAUCACAAUUGAUUUACAAGAGAUUACUAAGCUUACAAACUCGAGCACUUCUGUGUAUAAAUAAUCUGUUAUCCACACUUCCUAUUGAAAACCUUGGUGGUGUGAAUGGUGUCUAUAAAAUUUGGGUGGAUACAGGAAAAUUAGCAUUCAAGCAAGACCCGGAAAAUGAAAAUCUAGCAGAAUCAGCUACAGCAGUCAUGAGAGCAGCUUUAGAUAAGAUCAAGUUUAGAGAUAGUGGGAACAGCAAUGACUGUAACUUGUUCAGUGAUCUGGCUUUAUCAGAUAUUGAGCUAAUGCUUACAGGUAUUAAGGAAUGUCAAGUGCCAGAGAUAAGGUCGAACCUAAUCCGCAUGGUUGGGAUUCUGGCUUUACUGUUAGUCAAUAAUCUGAAUGACGUCACUAGCAACGUUAUAUGUACCAUAACAGAGUUUAUAUUAGAACAAGCACAUAAGGAGAAUGAAGUCUGGGUUCUGGCUGAAGCAAUAGACACUCUUGUUGAUGUUUACUCUGAAGAUGAAACUGAUGUUUUAGCAGCUAAAGUUAAAUUGACUGAUAAAUUGGCCAUUCUAGCACCAAUACUCAAAAAUAAGGCAAGGCAACAGAAAAGGCUUCCAAAAGAAUACAAGGUCCUUGUCAGCACUGCAACAUCAAACUUACCCAGAUUCAUCAAGUAUAAGAAGGAUAGAAUAAGUAGAUUAUAAGCGUUUGUCGUAAUAGUAAGUAUCAAUAUGUUGAUAUAUUUCAAAUAUUCUAUGUUGUAUCCACUGAUAUGCAUAUUAUUAUAUUUUUACAAGACAUAUUA